Quercus robur (English oak) is the source of this 1521-nucleotide messenger RNA. RefSeq lists its product as uncharacterized. Lineage: Eukaryota; Viridiplantae; Streptophyta; Magnoliopsida; Fagales; Fagaceae. The transcript has 10 exons. The coding region runs from base 257 to 1336 and encodes 359 amino acids. The record is from RefSeq and is a predicted model, not a curated record. Gene Ontology annotation, molecular function: catalytic activity.
CUGAACAUAGAAAAUGCAGCUUUCUUUCAACUUUCAACGCGCUUGAAUUUUUCUCCCAUAAUAAGUACUGGUGUUAAUGUCUGAUGUUUGCGUCCACCUGCAUCACAUGAAGUAAAUGCCAUAACAUGUCCCAGCAAUGUAUUUGUACUUCUAAACACCACUCGUACGUUCAUCAAAAAAAUAAACACCACUCCUACCAAAAUAUCUCUGAAAAGAAGUACCACUAGUCUACUACUUCACUCUCUGAUAUCCCAUUAUGAUCAUGGCUGUCAAGUUGGGGUCUUCACCACUACCACCACCAUUAAUGGGGAUGACCGUGGCAAAGAAACGUGGAAGCGUAAGGGUACUUUUGGGUGGUAAUAAAACUGGUGCUGACACUGGUUCUGCUGGUGGGUUUCCCUCAUUUCUUCCUAAGGAGGUUGAGAAAAUCAAAGACCCAUUUGCUCGUUCUUUGGCUCAGCGAAUAGAGAGACUCCCUGUAAAAGUUGGGUUCUCUGAGAGUUGUAUAAUGAGUAGUUGUGUGAAGCCGCUUAUACAGAGUGACAUCAAUCCAGUGGUUCUCCUCCAUUGCUUUGACAGUUCAUGUUUAGAAUGGAGGUGCACAUACCCCUUGCUUGAAGCGGCUGGUUUGGAGGCUUGGGCCAUUGAUGUUCUUGGGUGGGGCUUCUCUGAUUUAGAAAGGCUUCCACCAUGUAACGUGGCAUCCAAGCGUUACCACCUCUAUCAGCUUUGGAAGUCCUACAUCAAAAGACCAAUGAUACUGGUUGGACCAAGCCUUGGUGCUGCUGUUGCAAUUGACUUUGCAGAGAAUCAUCCAGAAGCUGUAGAAAAGCUGGUUUUAAUUAAUGCAAGUGUAUAUGCAGAAGGCACAGGAAACCUAUCCAGGUUACCUAGAAUGUUAGCAUACGCUGGGGUUUCUUUAUUGAAAAGCUUCCCAUUACGCCUUUAUGCAAAUAUAUUGGCCUUCAAUGGCAUUUCCUUAGCCACAAGCUUGGAUUGGACAAAUGUGGGACGCUUACACUGUCUGCUUCCUUGGUGGGAAGAUGCAACCGUCAAUUUUAUGAUUAGCGGGGGCUACAAUGUUAUUGCCCAAAUAAAACAGUUGAAGCAGAAAGCACUAAUCAUUUGCAGUGAGCGUGAUCAGAUAGUCAACUACAAGCAAGCAGUGAGGCUGCAGUUAGAACUUCAGGAUGCAAGUAUGCGGCUAAUACCAGAUUGUGGUCAUCUCCCUCAUGUGGACAAGCCUAGCUCUGUCGCAAGGUUUAUAGCUGAAUUUGCUCGAGGUGAUUGUAACCGAGGGACCUUUGCUGAUUUUGCUGAGACUUACAUCAGCUGAAAGUUACUGUUUUAUUUUAACUAGUGUGUAGCCCCAUACAUAUGCAUAAGUACAAUUAAAAAUAAUCACAAUUAUAUAGUUUACAUUAUACUUUUUUUUUAAAGAAGAAGUUCAAAUUAUACAUUGUAUUAGCUUAUUUUCAACAAUACAUUUUAAAAAUAUGUAAUGGUUUCUUAUUUUAUAUA